Molecule: messenger RNA, 390 nt
Organism: Brassicogethes aeneus
Lineage: Eukaryota; Metazoa; Arthropoda; Insecta; Coleoptera; Nitidulidae
Source: the annotation of a GenBank genome assembly
AUGUCUUUAGAUGAAAAAGGGUACGAAAAUGAAGCCUUUGUAACAAUGCUAGAAGAUUACAAAAUAAUUCUGGAUAAAAGAAUGACACCUGCCAUCAAGUCUGCAAAAGACAAAGCCCUUAAAGAAUUAGCGGAAAUUUAUAACAACAAUGCAAAACCAAACUUAGAUAUUAAACAAGGAAGUCACUGCACCAGUAGAGAUGAUGCAGAUCGAUUUAAUGAUGAAAAGGAUGUAACACCUUCUGGUGAUGACAACGAAUCAAUAAAAAAAUUGCAAAAAACAUUACUUCCUAAACAAAUAAAUACUGCUUUAGCUCAAGGAAAGGCCGCUAAAGUAACAACAUUCAAGCAUUUAAUAUACCUCAAAAAUAAAAACUUAAGUACAGGGUGA